CACACUAUAAAAAUAGUAAACAAAUUCGCGACAACACGUGCAUUUAAUUCGUUAUUUUUUAUUGAGUGAAGCACUAUUAAUAAUGGAAUUAUUUACUGUAAAUAGGUAUACAGAGGAUUUAAAGAAACCCAAAGAUGGGAAUCAAGAAACCGCCAACGAAGAUGAAAUACUUCAGAAGUUGCUCCAGAAAGCAGCAAAACGCAAGAGGAAACACAAAGAAAGUGAAGUUAUAGAAACACCCGUCCCAGAAAAAGUAAAGCCACACGAAAAAGAGACGGAAACCAAGGAAGAGCUAUUAGAAUCAGAAGAAACCACCCGCGCAAUAGUUGAGGAGCAAGAUGUACCCUCUAGUGGCUUUCAAGUUCUUGGCGGUGAUGGUUCGGCGGACAAAAAGAACAAAGUGGAGAUGCAAUUGCCUAGUUGGCUGGCUCAUCCCACUAUCAUCGAGGGGGGAAACCUGCAGCCCGAGGAAGAGAUACCCGCUUCGGAGGCCAUUGAUCAGCUUGAUUACCUGGAAAAGUCUACCUGUCAGGCUCUUAAGCAGAUGAAAAUCAAGCGAAUGUUUCCUGUUCAACGCCAGGUCAUCCCAUGGAUUCUGGAGGCCCAUGCCAAGCCACCCCCUUUUCGUCCCCGCGAUAUUUGUGUAUCUGCUCCUACGGGAAGUGGUAAAACGUUGGCCUUCGCCAUACCAAUUGUUCAGUUGCUAUCACAACGGGUCGAAUGUAAAGUACGGGCCCUAGUCGUCCUUCCUGUGGCAGAGUUGGCCCUGCAGGUUUACCGGGUAAUCAGUGCAUUGUGCAGUAAAACUGAGCUAGAGGCUUGCCUGCUAUCAAAGCAACACAAACUUGAGGAUGAGCAGGAGAAGCUGGUUGAGUUCUAUAAAGGAAAAUAUUACUCCAAGGUGGAUAUUGUGGUAACCACUCCAGGUCGCCUGGUAGACCAUCUGCAUGCCACCAAAGGUUUUUGCCUAAAAAACCUUAAAUUCCUUAUCAUUGACGAGGCCGACAGGAUAAUGGAUGCAGUUUUCCAAAACUGGCUUUAUCACCUGGACAGUCAUGUUAAGGAGACCACAGACCAGUUGCUGGCCGGAAAUCAAGCUCCUCUAUGUUAUGCUGAACUUCAGUCCAGCUUUGGCAAGCAGCCACAUAAGCUCUUGUUCUCGGCUACACUAUCUCAGGAUCCGGAGAAGCUCCAAAAUCUACGACUCUUCCAGCCGCGUCUCUUUACCACCGUGUUUACCAUGCCCACAAUGACGAAGGUAUCAGGAGAAGGGAUGGAUAACGAAACGGAUCCAGAUCACGGACAAUUUGUGGGCAAAUACACAACGCCUGCGGAAUUAACUGAACGUUUCUGUGUUACGGAGCUGCGAUUGAAGCCGCUUACUCUUUUUGCUUUGGUGCAGGAGAACCAAUGGAAACGAUUCCUUUGCUUUACGAACAGCACGGACCAGGCCAGUCGUCUGACUCACGUAUUGAAAACCCUUUUCCUUAAUACGACUACUGCAGUAGCCGAGUUAUCUGGAAAUCUUUCGGCUCUAGUUCGAAAAAAUACGCUUAAAGACUUUGCCGCUGGAAGGUUAACGGGUCUAAUCUGUUCAGACGCCCUAGCGCGUGGUAUUGAUGUGGCUGAUAUAGAUGUUGUAAUCUCUUAUGAAGCACCACGCCACAUCAAGACCCACAUCCAUCGAGUAGGUCGAACAGCUCGAGCUGGACGAAAGGGUACCGCCAUCACCCUGCUGACGGAAAAAGAGCAGCCAGCAUUCAAAAAAAUAUUGAACGAUGUGGGCAAGGGACUAGGUGAAGAAAUACAAGUUUCGCAAGACAUGGAGAUAAAGCAUGCAGUUGACUAUAAAAACGCUUUGCACUUUCUGGCUGUCUAUCAGAGAAAGCAGAAGAAUCAAAAGAUGGCGAACAAGAAACGAGUUGCCCAUCAGGCAUUGGUCCAUAAGCACAAGGAGGAUGUGGAUCGUCCACUGACAUUGAUGGAAAAACUGCAGCUCAAAGCGGCUGAUGGUCAGGCGGAAGUUAUCUCCAAGAAACAGAACCUAAACGCGAAACCUAAAAAACCAAAAGCCAAGCCCAGAGAAUCCAAGAAACAAAGUGUUGCCAAAAUAAUAAAGGCAAUCAAAAAAUAAAAUUUUUAAUAAUUUUUUGGUUUGUAGUUAUUGUAUUUAGUUUAUUUUAUUAUAAUAAUGUAAAUCAAUAUUUGAUUGUUGUUUUGUAUAGCGUGAGCGUUUAUUCGGGGUCUCCGGGAGCAUUUUCUUAUCUGUGGGGCGCAAGUGAAUCCCCGCCAGGUUCUUCACCGCAAUCGGUAUUUGCUUACCCUGUAUGAAAGUACUUAAAUUUUAUGGCGAGUACGACGCACUACGCACUAAAUUUCUUAUUAUAAUUUGUGAAAAUAUAAUAAAGACAGUUCCUAUGAUAUUCUUUUUCGAAAGUGAGGCACACUUAGCA
Messenger RNA from Drosophila eugracilis, 2453 nucleotides. RefSeq names its product probable ATP-dependent RNA helicase Dbp73D (gene Dbp73D). NCBI's taxonomy places the organism in Eukaryota, Metazoa, Arthropoda, Insecta, Diptera, Drosophilidae. The record is from RefSeq and is a predicted model, not a curated record. The transcript has 3 exons. Gene Ontology annotation, cellular component: nucleus. Gene Ontology annotation, molecular function: ATP binding; nucleic acid binding. Bases 83 to 2134 code for a protein of 683 amino acids.